Melospiza melodia melodia is the source of this 888-nucleotide messenger RNA. RefSeq lists its product as uncharacterized. Lineage: Eukaryota; Metazoa; Chordata; Aves; Passeriformes; Passerellidae. The transcript is spliced from 3 exons. The record is from RefSeq and is a predicted model, not a curated record. Bases 1 to 888 code for a protein of 295 amino acids.
AUGAUGCACCAUUUCCUCCAAACAGCACCACAGGCCCGACGCUCGCCUGGGGAGCAGAGCCGCGAUCCCGGCUCGCAUUCCCAGCGCUCGCAGCUCGGCUCCUGCCCCGGGGAUGGGCUCACACCGGGGCCAGGCCACAACCUGUCACCCCUGAGCGCUGAUGCUGCCGCUCCUCCAUCGCAGCGCUCCCACUCCGGCCCGCUCCGCUCUUUCCCACUCGUGCUCCCUCAGCCGGCUCCGGGCUCCCCACAGCCCCUGUGCCCCAGCCUGGCGAUCUCCAGGAAUCCCCGCUCCAGGUUUUUCCCCAACUUUUCCCCGCCGCCCCCCCCGCCUCGUCCCUCAGGCCCUGCGCUGCCCCCCCCCCCUCACAACUCCUUCCCCUCCGCUCUCACCUCGCGGCCCGAGGAGCGGCCCCGCCGGCGGUGCGGCGCUGCUGGGAGGCCGGAGGGAGGCGGGGAGCGGUGCCCGGGCAGGUGCCCGCAGCAGCUCAGCGCGCAUGCGCGCGAUGCCGGGGCGGCGGGGGGGGCCGGGAUAUGGCGGUGCCCAGCGCUCCCCUCACGGCCGCGCACGCGCACUGCGGGACUGACGCCGCCGGCCACGCCCACCGCCUUUUAUAGCCGUGCGCCCGUCGCGCGAGACCGCUCCCCCCGCCGCGAGCACGCGCGGCCGGGCCGGCUCCUGCGCGUGCGCUCUGUGCAGACCCCUCUUUGUGGCAGCGCCGCGCAGCGAGCGCCCUGUGCCUCGCUGUCUCCGCUGUUCCCGUUCGGCACCGGCUGCUGCUGUCGCAGUGCCGUUCCACCGCGGGGUCGGCGCGGGCGGCGCUCUCGCUACCCACAUGUCCGCCACAUACGGCCCCCGCAGGCGGCACCGCCUUUCCGCUGUCCCUAG